Malaclemys terrapin pileata is the source of this 6583-nucleotide messenger RNA. It is a transcript of the gene DNMT3A, whose product is annotated as DNA methyltransferase 3 alpha. Gene Ontology annotation, cellular component: nucleus; cytoplasm. The transcript is spliced from 24 exons. Gene Ontology annotation, biological process: negative regulation of DNA-templated transcription. The record is from RefSeq and is a predicted model, not a curated record. Lineage: Eukaryota; Metazoa; Chordata; Testudines; Emydidae. Gene Ontology annotation, molecular function: DNA (cytosine-5-)-methyltransferase activity. Bases 284 to 3136 code for a protein of 950 amino acids.
CAGUGGAGGCGGCGGCGCUGCGGGAGGAGGCCUCGCCGGGCAGGGCAGGAGGCGGCGGCGGAGGGAGCGGCGGCGGCGGCGGCGGCGGCUCCCGGGAGGAGGUCCAGGCCCGGGACUGGCCGAGGUGGCAGGAGGGGCCGGACAGACGGACGGACAGACAGAAGGCUCGGGACAUUGCUGCUGGGGCAGUUUUUAAACUUUCUUCUUGUUUUUAAAGUUUGAACUUUUAAAUUUUAUUUUAUUUAAAAAAAAGCAAAACUUCUCAGCCUCCCCCAUCCCCACCAUGCCGUCCAACGGGUCUAUUGACACCAGCAGCGCUGCUCCAGACAGGGAGACGUCCGACACUCACAAGAGGGAAGAGGAGCUGGAGGAGAACCGGAGCAAGGACGAGAAGCAGGAACCAGGGACAGCCACGAGGAAAGCGGGGCGGCCUGGCAGGAAGCGCAAACACGCCCUGGUGGAAAGUAGUGAAGCAUCCAAAGACACUGCCUCAGUCCCAAAGUGCCACCCCCCCUGCCAGGAUGCUGGCUCCACGGAGCAGGUGCUAAAUGGAGACCUGGAGACAGACGGUGCCCAGUGGAAAGGCCCAGAGGACAGCGACGGGACCCCCAAGGGCGGGCAGCAUGGCGAGGAUGAGACAGACAGCCUCCCAGACAGCGAGACGGGUCAGGCCCUGGAGAACGGGCGCUGCACCCCGAAGGACAGCCCGGAUCCCCCGGCCGAUGAGGGUGAGCUGGCCCCUUCCGCCCCCCAGAAGAAGAGAGGCAAGAGGAAACUCUUGGAGACAGCUGGGAAAAGCAAAGAAGAGAAGGAAGAAGCUAACUAUGACUCCCUGAAAAUGGAGGGAUCCCGAGGCCGCCUGCGUGGCGGGCUGGGCUGGGAGUCAAGCCUGCGUCAGAGGCCCAUGCAGCGGCUCACCUUCCAGGCCGGGGACCCGUACUACAUCAGCAAGAGGAAGCGAGACGAGUGGCUGGCCAGAUGGAAAAGGGAGACUGAUAAUCCAUCGGCAUCCCAGCUUGACAAGGCUGAGAAGAAGGCCAAAGUCAUUGCCGUCAUGAACGUGGUGGAGGAGAGCCCACGGGCAGAGCCUCAGAAGGAGGAGGAGGCCAGCCCGCCCGCCUCGCAGCAGCCCACAGACCCUGCCUCGCCCAACGUGGCCACCACGCCUGAGCCAGUGGUGGCCGACGCUGUGGACAAGAGCACGUCCAAGUCAGCUGAUGACGAGCCGGAGUACGAGGAUGGCCGAGGCUUCGGGAUCGGCGAGCUGGUGUGGGGGAAGCUGCGUGGAUUCUCCUGGUGGCCUGGCCGGAUUGUGUCCUGGUGGAUGACUGGGCGGAGCCGAGCAGCCGAGGGCACUCGCUGGGUCAUGUGGUUCGGAGAUGGCAAGUUUUCCGUGGUCUGCGUGGAGAAACUCCUGCCGCUCAGCUCCUUCUCCAACGCCUUCCACCAGGCCACGUACAACAAGCAGCCGAUGUACCGCAAAGCCAUCUAUGAGGUCCUGCAGGUGGCCAGCAGCAGAGCGGGGAAGAUCUUCCCAGCAUGCCCCGAGAACGACGAGACAGACACUUCCAAAGCGGUGGAGAUCCAGAACAAGCAAAUGAUCGAGUGGGCCCUGGGGGGCUUCCAGCCGUCUGGUCCCAAAGGCCUGGAGCCACCAGAAGAGGAGCGGAAUCCCUACAAAGAAGUUUACACGGAGAUGUGGGUGGAGCCAGAAGCAGCCGCUUACCCCCCGCCUCCGCCAGCCAAAAAACCAAGGAAAAGCACAACGGAGAAGCCCAAGGUCAAGGAGAUCAUAGAUGAGCGCACCCGAGAGCGGCUUGUUUAUGAGGUUCGCCAGAAAUGCAGGAACAUCGAAGAUAUCUGCAUUUCUUGUGGAAGCCUCAACGUUACCCUGGAACACCCUCUAUUUAUCGGAGGAAUGUGCCAAAACUGCAAGAACUGCUUCCUGGAGUGCGCGUACCAGUAUGAUGAUGAUGGUUACCAAUCGUACUGUACGAUCUGCUGUGGCGGCCGCGAGGUGCUCAUGUGUGGAAACAACAACUGCUGCAGGUGCUUCUGUGUGGAGUGCGUGGACCUACUGGUGGGACCAGGUGCAGCCCAGGCAGCUAUCAAAGAGGACCCCUGGAACUGCUACAUGUGUGGCCACAAGGGCAUCUACGGGCUGCUGAGGCGAAGAGAUGACUGGCCCUCCCGCCUCCAGAUGUUCUUCGCCAAUAACCAUGACCAAGAAUUUGACCCACCAAAGGUUUAUCCACCGGUCCCAGCUGAGAAGAGGAAGCCCAUCCGAGUGCUCUCUCUCUUCGAUGGAAUUGCCACAGGUCUGCUGGUGCUGAAGGACCUGGGCAUUCAGGUGGACCGCUACAUCGCUUCUGAGGUUUGCGAAGACUCUAUUACUGUGGGGAUGGUGAGACACCAGGGCAAGAUCAUGUACGUCGGCGACGUCCGGAAUGUCACCCAGAAACAUAUACAGGAAUGGGGCCCUUUUGACCUGGUGAUUGGAGGCAGCCCGUGUAAUGACCUCUCCAUUGUCAACCCUGCUAGGAAGGGUCUUUACGAGGGCACUGGACGGCUCUUCUUCGAGUUCUACCGCCUUCUCCACGAAGCCCGGCCCAAGGAGGGCGACGACCGGCCCUUCUUCUGGCUCUUCGAGAACGUGGUGGCCAUGGGGGUGAGCGACAAGCGGGACAUUUCACGCUUCUUAGAGUCCAAUCCAGUGAUGAUUGAUGCCAAAGAGGUGUCUGCAGCGCACAGGGCCCGGUACUUCUGGGGUAACCUUCCCGGUAUGAACAGGUUGGUGAGAGCAUGGCCAUUGGCAUCUACAGUGAAUGAUAAGCUGGAACUUCAGGAGUGCCUGGAGCACGGCAGGAUAGCAAAGUUCAGCAAAGUGCGAACUAUCACCACUCGCUCCAACUCCAUCAAGCAGGGCAAGGACCAGCAUUUCCCCGUCUUCAUGAACGAGAAGGAGGACAUCCUAUGGUGCACGGAGAUGGAGAGGGUCUUCGGCUUCCCGGUUCAUUACACAGAUGUCUCCAACAUGAGCCGCCUGGCCCGGCAGAGACUGCUAGGCAGAUCUUGGAGCGUGCCGGUGAUCCGCCAUCUCUUUGCUCCCCUGAAGGAAUACUUCGCCUGCGUUUAAGACACACAGGAACUAGUGAAGUGGAACGAAUCAGAAAUAAAACCACCCAUGAGAAGAGAAGUGAAAAUGUGGAACAAGAGAAAAAUCAGCACCCAGAAGAGAGAAAGGAUUAAACCCGAUGGGAAUCCACCGCGUCUCCCCAAGCGAAAGGGUUCGGUGUCCUCUCCUGAAUUUUCAAUGUUCAGCUUUUAGCCUAUUUAAAAAAAAACAAAAACCGUUUUUUUUUUUGGUAACCUUUUAAUUUUCCGCUCUUUUCUGGAUGGGUUUUUCUGUUAGUUUGGUUUCUGCUUCUCGAAGCUGCGAGCGAGGCGAGAGGCUUUCCCGAGCUCGUGAGCAAGCGCUGUCGUAGCAGGAGGGCAAAGCCACCAGGAAACGCUAGCAGAAACCCAAGCCUAGAGAGGGGAACGCGAAAGCAAGGUUGUGUCGCUCUGAGCUCGAGUUCUGUCUCUGGUCUGGUGAGCGUAGGAGCACAAAGCAGGGAGUAUUCAGCCUGCGCCGUAACGUCCAGCACUGAGCCUUACUUACUUCUACCAGCACCAUCACUGGUGAUGCAAAGCAAAACCAACUAGCAGGGAAGCCAAGAACACGCACCACACCACACACUUUUCUACAGUAUUUCGGGUGCCUACCGCACAGGAAACCUUGAAGAAAGCAGAUCCUAGAUGCCGCUGUUACCUCUUGUUUACAGUUUAUAUAUAUAUGAUAGAUAUGAGAGAUAGAUAUAUAUAUAUAUAAAAGGUACUGUUACUACUGUACAACCUGACUUCAUAAUGGUGCUUUUAAACAGCGGGGUGAGUCAAAACAUCAGCUUCCACGUUGCCUUACGUGCCAGGGCUUCCCACAGAGCUGUGCAGGAGGGGAACCAAUGCAGACUGAGUGCCGGGGGCAGGGGAGGUACUGGGCCCCCGCCCCCCGGACAGUGCGGGGGAGGGACGGGAUCCAGUCUCCGUCCCAUGUCAUGCAAUAACCUUUUUCUUUUCUAAAAGGAAGGCCCCCCUCCCACGCACUGGGGAGAAGUGGGUCUGGGGCUGCCCCCGCCCGCCCGCCAGGGCCGGGGGGAGAGAAAGCCCUCGCCAGAGAAUAACAACACACAAACGUACUGGUGCUUUUCUGUGUACGUCGCCUUUGGGUGUUCUUUUCCGAGGGGCUCCCCUCCCCCGGCCCCUAGGCUGGGGUGCAGCACCGGGCAAAGCGAUGCUUUGGGUCACCUCCCAAUUCACAGGCUGCAGUUUUAUACUGAGAAGCUGAUGCCAUCUUUGAUUCUUCUUGUCUCUUUGUUGUAGAAUGAAGAAUUUGACUGUAGGUUCAUGCCGAGGUGGGGAGGAGGGCCGGGCAGACGCCCCCCAUUGCUCACCCAGGCCCGGGGGUGCAGGGCAGAGCUCCGGCUGCCCUGUGGGGUGCUCCCGGCCCGGCAGGGGGCUGGUUCUCUCUUUCUGUGGACGCUGUGAAUUCUGUUUCUUUUAGUACUUGAUUGAACUGCAGCUGUGCUGUCCCUUCCCACCAGCCACCAGCACGCGGCCCCUCAUGGCCUGGGCGGAGAGCGCAUGCUCUGCGGGGCAGGAGGCGGAGGGCCGGCCUGGGGCCAGGGCUAGACUAGGAAUCACACUGGCAGGCCACCUGCGGGAGACUCCCCCCAGCAUCUCCAGAGGGGCUGGCGGCCCAGCACCAGCCUGGGCAGACAGAGCAGAAGCAGCUUUCCCCCGGGCACCUGCCUAUGCGGCACGCUGGGGGAAAGCCAGCAGGCACCACGGGCACUCUGGGGCGCAAGCAGCCGCUGCAGAGCGGCGCCAGCCAGGCCAGGGGGAGAUCCCAGAGAACUCUAGGGCAGCCCCGAGGGGUGGUACGUUCAGGUGGGCACAUGGCCAAAGCUAACCGAUCCAGGCCAUGUGGGCAUAGCCCUACCGCAGCCAGCUGGCACCAGUGGAGGAUCUGGCCCUCCAGGGGCAUUUGCCAGUGUGCCCUGGAACGGCAGGCCCGGGAGAAGCUUGGCGUCUGUCUUGGCCUCUCUGCUGAGUCUGCCAGGGGGAGAGCAGCUGGGAGGGGGCUUUCCCAACGCGCCCCGCGGGCACACGCCCCAGCCCGAGUCUUGUCCCAAGGGCACUGAUCAGCUGCCAUCUCGAUAACUUCCCUGGGCUGCCCUUGGCCAGCCCCUAUCAGCCGUGCCCAGGGCUGUCUGCCGCUGUCCAACCCACCCUGCCUAUUGGCCACCCCCUCAGUAAUGCCCACCCCACCCUGCACAUUGCCCCAUCCCCUCGGUAACACCCACCCCACCCUGCCAUUGCCCCGUCCCCUCGGUAACGCCUACCCCACCCUGCGCAUUGCCCCGUCCCCUCGGUAACGCCUACCCCACCCUGCGCAUUACCCCAUCCCCUCGGUAACACCCACCCCACCCUGCCAUUGGCCACCCCCUCGGUAACACUCACUCCACCCUGCCAUUGCCCCGUCCCCUCGGUAACGCCUACCCCACCCUGCGCAUUGCCCCGUCCCCUCGGUAACGCCUACCCCACCCUGCGCAUUACCCCAUCCCCUCGGUAACACCCACCCCACCCUGCCAUUGGCCACCCCCUCGGUAACACUCACUCCACCCUGCCAUUGGCCACCCCUCGGUAACGCCUACCCCACCCUGCGCAUUGCCCCGUCCCCUCGGUAACGCCUACCCCACCCUGCGCAUUGCCCCGUCCCCUCGGUAACACCCACCCCUGCCAUUGGCCACCCCUCGGUAACGCCUACCCCACCCUGCACAUUGCCCCGUCCCCUCGGUAACGCCUACCCCACCCUGCACAUUGCCCCGUCCCCUCGGUAACACCCACCCCACCCUGCCAUUGGCCACCCCCUCAGUAAAACCCACCCCACCCUGCCAUUGGCCACCCCCUCGGUAACGCCUACCCUGCCCUGCCCAUUGCCCCAUCCCCUCGGUAACACCCACCCCACCCUGCCAUUGGCCACCCCCUCGGUAACGCCUACCCCGCCCUGCCCAUUGCCCCGCCCCCUCAGUAACGCCCGCCCAGCCCAUUGGCCAGCCCUUUUGGAAACACCUGGGGCUUGUCUCCGUGGCUAAUGACUGCACAGGGUGUGAGUACAGCGCCCCUGCCCGGAGGGCGAUUCCAUGGCCCUUGGCACUGCCCUCGGGAGGUAGCAGUGAGACUCCCAGAGCCAGCCCAGCACCAAGAGCUGCCGAAUCCUCCUUCCGUGUGCCGCGCACCCCCCGACACACACGGCCAGAGGGACACUGCCCACCCCUGACAGACAGUCAAAACCGCACCCAUGUACCCAUGCGGACGAUGGAACCUUGCCUUCCCACCCUGCAACACCCCCCAGUGGAACAUGUACACACAGACAAUGGAACAACCCCCAUGCGCGCACACGCAUACAUUCGAACACCCCCCCCCCAUGCGCACACACAGACAAUGGAACACCCCCCCAUGCGCACACACAGACAAUGGAACA